Molecule: messenger RNA, 1992 nt
Organism: Polyodon spathula (Mississippi paddlefish)
Lineage: Eukaryota; Metazoa; Chordata; Actinopteri; Acipenseriformes; Polyodontidae
Product: mitogen-activated protein kinase 1-like
Exons: 9
Coding region: 172-1317 (381 amino acids)
Biological process (GO): intracellular signal transduction; protein phosphorylation
Cellular component (GO): cytoplasm; nucleus
Molecular function (GO): ATP binding; MAP kinase activity
Source: RefSeq, a predicted model, not a curated record
CCCGGUUUUUGGGCGUGGAUCGGGGGCUGCGUUUCCCUGCCCGGCUUGUGCUUGUGAAAUCGGGAAGCGGCUGAGCGUUUGCCCCGCAUCAGUCCACACAGUGUCAAGCAGAGCUCUCUCCAGCCUUAGCGUUUGAAUAAAAAUAUUAAAUAAAUAAAUAAAACCGCAUUCAUGGCGGAGUCGAGUAACGGCGGCGCGGCCGGGCCAGCAGCCCCGGGCUCGGGUUCCACAGCAGCCGGGGCGAGGAGCGGAGCCGCCGCCGGGGCCGCCAAGCUGGAGUCGGUGAAAGGGCAGAAUUUCGACGUGGGGCCCCGGUACGUGGAUCUGCUCUACAUCGGGGAGGGGGCCUACGGGAUGGUGUGCUCUGCCCAUGACAAUGUUCACAAGCUCCGAGUCGCCAUUAAGAAGAUCAGCCCCUUCGAGCACCAGACGUACUGCCAGCGCACCCUGAGAGAGAUCAAGAUCCUGCUGCGCUUCCGACACGAGAACAUCAUCGCCAUCAACGACAUCCUGAGAGCCAGGCAGCUGGACAACAUGAGGGACGUGUAUCCUUACAGGGGGCAGCGAUACCCUGAACCCUUGAGGGAGUUAGGCAGUAGGAGGUAUGAGGAGUCGAGGGGUAGGACUCCCUCCUCUAUCUCUCCAUCCCUCCCUCCCUCCAUCUCUCCAUCCCUCCCUCCCUCCCUCUCCAACCUGCUGAUCAACACCACCUGCGACCUCAAGAUCUGUGAUUUCGGGCUGGCUCGGAUAGCUGACCCAGAGCACGACCACACUGGCUUCCUCACAGAGUACGUGGCGACGCGCUGGUACAGAGCGCCUGAGAUCAUGCUCAACUCCAAGGGCUACACCAAGUCCAUCGAUAUCUGGUCAGUGGGCUGCAUUCUGGCCGAGAUGCUGUCAAACAGACCCAUCUUCCCAGGGAAGCAUUACCUGGAUCAGCUGAACCACAUCCUGGGUAUUCUGGGCUCCCCCACUCCAGAUGAUCUGAAUUGCAUCAUCAACAUGAAGGCGCGGAACUACCUGCAGAGUCUCCCUGUGAAACCCAAGAUCCCCUGGAACAAGCUCUUCCCCAAGGCCGACGGGAAAGCUCUGGACAUGCUGGACCGCAUGUUGACCUUUAACCCGGUGAAGCGCAUCACCGUGGAGGAGGCCCUCGCUCACCCCUACCUGGAGCAGUACUACGACCCCUCUGACGAGCCCGUUGCUGAAAAGCCCUUCACCUUCAAUACAGAGUUGGAUGACCUUCCCAAAGAGAAGCUGAAGGAGUUGAUAUUUGAGGAGACGGCCAGGUUUCAGGCAACUUACCAAGGAACCUGAUUCUACAGGCAGAUGGAAAUGUCUUCACUUCUUCUUCAGCCCUGCUUAGAGAGGUUGAGAGAACCAGAGAGAUGCCAUUCGGGCAGGAAUUCAACGAUAUAAAGAAAAAGAAAUCUAGAUAUAAAAUGCUUGAAUAAUACUAAAAACAAACAAACAUACUCAACACACGACCCCCCCUGUGCUUCUGUGCAAUAUUCUACUCCACUGUACUGAUAUACUGCUUUCAUCUCUCUGUCUCUCUCCCUCGCUCCCUGUCUCUCUCCCUCAAAUUUAGUUGACUUUGAAUCUCUCUCUGUCUUGCUCCCUCUCCCUUCUCUCUCACUUUUGUUCCAUUUUUUUGCAAUUUUAUGCUGCUUGCUGGAUGAAAAACACAAAACCAAAAUGAGAUUUAAAAUAAAUACACAUUCUGUCAUAUUGACAACAGUGGGGAACAAGUUUUUCAAUUGUACAAUAAUAAUAAUAAUAAUAAUAAUAAUCAUUUAUUAGCAAAAGCAAUUGAAAAAAAAAAAAAUCUCAAUUCUAUAAAAACUGACAGAGGCCACCGCUGUAGUUUCUGUCCGCCGACACAAGGGGGCGCUGAGCUGGAUGGCAGGAGAUUUCAAACGCACCAUUUCAUGCACGAAAAGGCAGCGCUUGUAUUGAAAAAUAAAUUAAUAAAUCAAAUUUUAAACGGAA